AUGUGCUUGACCGACUCGGGACAAUUGACGGUUCUGGACGGAGCUGUGAAGCCGCCUGGUCAACUACUCGACAAUCAUCUCUACAUCCUGCUGGCCGGUGUCCCCGGCAGCAACGAAACCGCCCUCCAAAGGUUCAACUCUAGAAAACAGCCCCGUCAACCGAACAUCUUCGCCCACGGCGAGAACGGCCUUCCGGGAUUUAUCAAGUCGUUCGAAGUGGAAGGGCAGGAGGAGCUGGAGAUUCUAGUGCGGCUGGGUGUCUUUGAACUUCCACCACCCCAACUUCAGCGAAUAGCUCUCGACCGCUUUGGAGACGUUGUGCAUCCACUGCUUCCUGUCUUGGACAUUAAUGAGUUCCGAGAGGCGGUAUUUGGGAACGGCUCAGCGAAAAAAGUGCCGCUUCUUCUCUACCAUGCCGUGAUGUUCAUGGGGCUGGCCGCCACCGAGACCGACAUCCUACUGCAACUGCCUGGCGCCACCACCAAGCCGGACAUACUGGAUUCUUACUAUCAAAAAGCCAAGACGCUGAUUGACCUGGACGUCGAAAAGGAUCGACUGGUCAUUUGCCAGGCUUCAAUCUUGAUCGUCAACCAUCCCUAUCAACAAGGGCCAAAGGACGCGGGCUACUGGAGCGGCGUUGCAAUCGCGCAAGCCCACGCCCUCAGGCUCUACAGAGCCGAGCAGAGCGCCUUUACAAACCGGGAAUUCAACGUUGAACGGAUCCUCUGGUGGUCGAUACUCGUACGAGAAUGUGAUAUGUGUAUGCUGAAAGACCAACCCCCUCGGGUGUGGCCACAUGGUACACCGAUGCUCUCGAUGAGUGACUUUGGACUGGCAGAGGAUAGCGAAGGACUCGCGGCCAGGCUGGCUCGGACCUAUAUCCUCCGGGCCAAACUCACCUUGCGGAUAUACCGGGUUAUGCGCAGCCUAUACGAAGAUGUCAAGCCCUGGGAUCCCAAACAAGUCACGGUGAUGCCCGUUUUGCGACAGCACAUGGCGUUAUUACUGGGCUCCUGGCAUGACGAUGUUCCCGAGGAGCUGCGAUGCGAGUACCUCAUGCAAAAUGGGUUUGGAGCCAGCCAGCCCGGGGUGGCCUGGGCCAUGUGGAUGUGCGAGACCGUCUACUGGGCGGCCACCAUGCUUGUUUACCUGGGAGACCUCCGGCUGGACGAUCUGGAGCAGAAGGGGAGGGAAUACCUGGCUGAUCGCCGUAACCAGCCUGCUCUGCGGCAUGCAGCAACCCAAAUCACAAAGACCUUGGCCGAGCUCUUGACUUAUAGCACGAAUCUAUUUCUCCCUCACGUUGCUUACUUCUUCCUGGCCGCCUUCAUCCACCUGCAGGACAGCAAGUCCACAGACCCGGAGAUCCACCAAAUCGGCCAGCGGAAUCUCGAGAUCUCUCUUCAAGCAGCGCACACGCUGUCCAAAGUCUUCCCGUUCCUGGCCGAGAUGGACAGCAGGUUCGGCCAGCCGCAGGCGCCAUCCUCAGACCAGCCACCGCCCGCCCAACAAUCAUCCAACCAGGCUUCUCUGGUCAUGGCACCUGGCAGACUGCCUGCUCGCAAUACCUGUGCAAGCGGCCAUGGCGACGACGAGCAGUCGCAGGGUCCUUCUCCCGACCAGAUAUUCCAAGAGAAUAGCCGCGUAGAGGGGGAUGUGGCUGGUUGGUGCGCAAACGAAUUUGGGGAAGACUGGUUGUACAACAUGAGAGCAUCGUUACCUUGA
Aspergillus mulundensis is the source of this 1725-nucleotide messenger RNA. Its product is annotated as fungal specific transcription factor domain-containing protein. The coding region runs from base 1 to 1725 and encodes 574 amino acids. The transcript is spliced from 2 exons. The record is from RefSeq and is a predicted model, not a curated record. Gene Ontology annotation, biological process: DNA-templated transcription. Gene Ontology annotation, molecular function: zinc ion binding; DNA binding. NCBI's taxonomy places the organism in Eukaryota, Fungi, Ascomycota, Eurotiomycetes, Eurotiales, Aspergillaceae.